Armigeres subalbatus is the source of this 1401-nucleotide messenger RNA. Its product is annotated as galectin-7-like. Bases 115 to 942 code for a protein of 275 amino acids. Lineage: Eukaryota; Metazoa; Arthropoda; Insecta; Diptera; Culicidae. The record is from RefSeq and is a predicted model, not a curated record. The transcript is spliced from 4 exons. Gene Ontology annotation, molecular function: carbohydrate binding; galactoside binding.
UUCUUAGCCAGGCAACCAGGCAACUAACCAACUCUGCAAGCAGGCCCCAGAUCAUUACAGCAUACGACUUGAAUCAAUGAGCGUGUGUUUUCCUAAAAGCUCUACCGCGCAAGGAUGGCUCAGCAGAUCACCUCCCCGGUUCUACCUUUUAUGGGGAGGCUCCCGACUGAAAUGCAACCGGGAUGUCGCAUCAGGAUACGGGGAGUUAUAAGCCGUCCCAGUGGAGACUGUCGCAUCCACUUGCAGAGCGGCGAUAGUUUGGACCCGAUGGAUGACGUUGCAUUGCACUUGAACCUUCGGCCUACCACAAGGGAAAUUCUGCGUAACAGCUGCACGGCCGGCCAAUGGGGACAUGAAGAACGUGCUGCAAAUAGCCCGAUAAAUUUUGAUGACGACUUUGAUUUAGUUAUCGGUGCUGACUCGGGUGGAUAUAAUAUCGAGAUUGAUGGUCACCAGUUCACCAGUUUCAAUCACCGACUAGCAGUGCAAAGUGUGCGAUUUAUCUUCAUAACGGGUGGUUGUGCUAUACGUGCGGUUCUGUUUGAAAAUUGGAACGUUAACGUGCCGAAUACGAUAAGUGUUCACCCGAGUGCUCCGGUCCUUGGCCAAACGCCUUCGUCGCCUUCAAUCCCGGUUCCGUUUCAGUUACCGUCGUGGCCUCAUGGCAAUUUUCAGCAUUUCGGCAUGCCGCAAACUCCAGUGUACCCUCAAGUGCCGUAUCUUGCAUACAAUCCAGCAAUGCUGAUGCAGCAGCCAUUGAUAAUGACUUUCCCUAAUGAAUCACCGAAGAAUUCUGAUAAAGGAUCAAACAUGCAGUACAACAUAGUUAUAACGGUUCUAUGGAAAAUAUGCUGCAUACUUUUCAAGGUCCUUAAGUUCAUCCUGGCGGCGGUACUCGGCGGCAUAGGCGUAUAUAUACUAUCAAAACGGCUUCGUUUGUGACUGUCGAAGAUGUCAGAGUUAUCCAGAUUAUCAGCCAUUACAUUUAAAGAUAAUCAUUUGUUACCAUCGUAUAGUACUGAAUACUGUUGUAAAUGUCAUUGAAAUUCAUUUCAAUAAAUUUCGAAGAACUUUGUUUCAAAGAGAAUUUAUAUUUGAGGUAUUCAAAAAUAUUGCACCAUUCAGGCGUUAGGCAUGUUCUGAAAAUUAUUGAAUGAAUCGGACUUCAAUAGCUAUUUAGGUCAAAUUAGUCAAAUGACAUGCAAAUUACAUUUUACAACACUGGUACUGAAUAAUAUCAUCGUGGUUUGGCCCUUUUGUAGAUAGUUUAAUUUUAGCUCCUGUAUGUUUUCGAAAUACAUUUAUUAUUGUUAUGUGGAAAAAAAAUCACUCACCAAUUAGAUCCGCUAUUCCGCUAUUUAAUUAAAAUAAUCUCGAUGACCGAACCAGACAUUUAUCAUU